Gopherus flavomarginatus (Mexican gopher tortoise) is the source of this 5245-nucleotide messenger RNA. RefSeq names its product ubiquitin like modifier activating enzyme 5 (gene UBA5). Gene Ontology annotation, cellular component: cytoplasm; cytosol. Bases 1331 to 2809 code for a protein of 492 amino acids. The record is from RefSeq and is a predicted model, not a curated record. Gene Ontology annotation, biological process: protein ufmylation. Gene Ontology annotation, molecular function: UFM1 activating enzyme activity. NCBI's taxonomy places the organism in Eukaryota, Metazoa, Chordata, Testudines, Testudinidae. The transcript is spliced from 13 exons.
UCAUUUCUGUACCAAAUUUUAGUUUGUACGGACUUCGCUAGUUCUUUUUAUGUAGCCUGUUGUAAAACCAGACAAAUACUUGGAUAAGUUGAUGUACCCCCCUGGAAGACCUCUGAGUACCCCCAGGGUUGAGAACCACUGACCUAAAUGACAGCUCGCUUCACACAGCGGCGGUGCCCUCGCAAUCUUACACGGGCAACCGCUGAGAUGCAGAAAUUUGUGCCACCAGACGAAGCCACAAUCUAGGGGCAGGCAGCCCACCUCUGCUGCACAUCCCAGGUUUUCAGGGCUAAUUUUCUCGAAGAGAUCGUGCAAGCAGGGCUCCCUUGGCAGCGCUCGCUGUCCCUGUUCUGGUGUCAUGACUCGCGGCCCCAGAGUCAGGCCAGCAGUGACCCCGUGACGUGCAGCGUUUUGUCCCGGGCGAGCAAUGGGGAGAGGCAGGCGCAGCACAGGAGCGGGGAGUCCCUGCAGGGUUACCUGUACUGCCUGGCUGUCAGCGCGUCGGGGGGCUGCACGGGAAACCCGGCCAAAUGGCGGGAGAGGUUUAGAAGAUUCCAACCCUAGCUCUGGCCAGAGCAUUUCACGUGCAAUCACAUUGUGACAUGCGAGUGACAACCUGGUAGCAAUGUAUCACAGACAGCCACAAGGUGACUUUUAACUCACAACUUCAUCACAGCAAUCGUGUUGUAAUGUUUAACCUACAACCAUGUCACAACAGUGAGUGAAAACCAUGUUGAAACAUCUGCUUUUAAGCCUGCUGUGUGAUGUUUAAAUGAAAAUAAUGUUGUGACAUCCUGAUUUUUAUCACAAAUCUUGCUAUAUUUCAGUUUUUCCUUAAACUUCCAAAUUCCAGAGUCAAGUGGUUGCAUAAGAAUUGUGGCCUUCACUUAAAAAUGGAAGUUUCUAGCCCUCAUGGUUGGUCUGAAAGCAUUGAAAAUUUGAACCUUAAAGUCUCAAAAACCAGAAGACAAAUAUAAAGAACCAAAAUGUAUUAUUUUGCAAAAUGUCUUUAUUUUUCAGCUAAGUUCCUGAUUUUUAGGGGCCUGACUCAAGAUUUUUUGAAUGUUUAGGCUUGGUAAUGCAGGAUAUUUUGAAUCAAAACAUGCCACAGAUGGACCAUAAAUGUUUAUAAUAACUGUGUAUUCCCCAUAAGGUGUCUAUCUUCUAAGUAAAAAGCAAUGUCUGUGCCUCCUGUACAAUGCAGUGCAUAUAUCGUCUAUAAUACCGUGCAUGGCCUUAUGUAUGUCUUCUGUACAGAGCGAUGUAUCUCUCUCUGUCCCUCUAACAGUGUCUCUACACAUUUUUAUUAGCAGAUGCAAAGCUUUGGGCUAUGACUUCACCGGGUCAGUCACCAGCAUUUAUUUUCUAUUUAUUGAUCGUUAUUAUUAUGAUAAUCCGUCGUGCACACACCACAGACAGCAGUAGACUCCCCCAUUCCCUCCUGCAGCUCGGGCUCUUUUGUGCCCGGAACUCUCCUCGCGGGCUGGGUUGCAGCGGGGAGGACCCUGCUCUGGGGCUCCCGGCCGGAAGCCUCCCGGGAGUGGGGACGUGUCUCUGCGCUGCCGGGCUGAGCGUGUGGCCGUCGCGAGCCGCUGCCAUGGACUCGGCCAGUCUGGUGGAGGAGCUGCAGCUCCGCGUGCGGGAGCUGGAGGAGGCGCUGGCCAGGGAGCGGGGCGGCGGGCAGGGCCAGCGGGUUCGCAUCGAGAGGAUGAGCCCGGAGGUGACCGACUCCAACCCCUACAGCCGCCUGAUGGCAUUAAAACGAAUGGGAAUUGUGAAAGAUUAUGAGAAAAUCCGUACCUUUACGGUAGCAGUAGUAGGUGUUGGUGGAGUUGGCAGUGUGACUGCUGAAAUGUUGACAAGAUGUGGCAUUGGUAAGCUGCUACUGUUUGAUUAUGACAAGGUGGAGCUGGCGAACAUGAACAGGCUCUUCUUCCAACCUCAUCAAGCUGGACAAAGUAAAGUGCAGGCAGCGGAGCAUACUUUGAGGAAUAUUAAUCCUGAUGUUCAGUUUGAAGUACAUAACUACAAUAUCACAACAGUGGAUAACUUCCAACAUUUCAUGGACAGAAUAAGUUAUGGUGGGUUAGAAGAAGGGAAACCUGUUGAUCUUGUACUGAGCUGCGUGGACAACUUUGAAGCUCGUAUGGCAAUUAACACUGCCUGCAAUGAGCUUGGACAAACAUGGAUGGAAUCUGGAGUGAGUGAAAAUGCAGUCUCAGGACAUAUACAACUUAUCAUACCUGGUGAAUCUGCUUGUUUUGCGUGUGCUCCCCCACUUGUAGUUGCUGCCAAUAUUGAUGAAAAAACAUUAAAGCGAGAAGGAGUUUGUGCUGCCAGCCUUCCUACCACUAUGGGAGUAGUUGCAGGGAUUCUUGUACAAAAUGUUCUGAAGUUUUUAUUAAAUUUUGGUACUGUGAGUUACUAUCUUGGUUAUAAUGCGAUGCAGGAUUUCUUUCCAACUAUGGCCAUGAAGCCAAACCCACACUGCAAUGACAAAAAUUGCAGGAAACAGCAAGAAGAAUACAAGUCUCUUCAGGAAAAAAAGGCUGCACAACCAAAACAAGUAGUAGUUGAACAGGAAGAAGAAAUAGUUCAUGAAGACAAUGACUGGGGUAUUGAGCUGGUAUCGGAGGUUUCAGAAGAGGAACUGAAGGCUGCUUCUGGUCCACUUCCUGAUCUUCCAAAGGGAAUUACAGUAGCAUAUACCAUACCAAACAAGGAAGAGAAUGUUGUAGCUGGGGAAACAACAGUGGCAGAGUCUGAGGAAAGCCUAGAAGAACUCAUGGCCAAGAUGAAGAACAUGUAGGCAAAUGGAAUAUUGAAUUUAACAUUUGGGAUCUUGCACUAGAGCUGAAUCAAGAAAUAUCACAAGAAAUAAGGUCCUGUAAGAAAUUCCUUUCUUAAAACUUGAACUUUUGGUAAAACGGAACUAUAAAAAAUUGGAGAUGGCAUCUCAUAACUGUAUUCUGCUGUUGUCUACAUACUGCUUUAAAAUACAAAGUUGUACUACUGUAAGUUUUCAUUUCUCAUCAUGCUAGGGUCCAAAAUCUCUAGGGGAAAAUUAAAGAUAAUAGACAAACUGACACACAAAAAAGGUAAGCAUCGCACAUGAUGUGGAAUGAUAUUUCCAUAUGUUGGCAAUAUGGGGGAAAUUAAAGGUGGAGUAACCUUAUCUGGAUAGAGUGGUUCAGAGGAUUGAUAAUGGAGUCUUUAACAUGUACAUUACUGCUUCAAAUGUAAACCAGAUUUGUGGUAGUUGUAAGCAUCCAGCUGGCUACUGUUCAAUGGGCUAUGUUGUCUAAGUUUGUAGUGUGGCUGUACCUGUUUUGUGAGUAAAUGGAAGGCUUCAAUCUUUUCAUAGGCCAUAAAUUUCACUAGAAAAAUUUUAAAGGGUUGAGUGAUUUGUCAGGUUGUGUCACAUCCCUAUUCUUUCAUAAACAAGUAUUUAUGUAUGUAUUGCUUUGUGUUUGAUAGUGGUGUGAGUAUGCAGUUGUAAGGCACAAGUGUUUUGAUAUGAAUUCUUUGUUACUGGGUCAAGGACUGGGUUGACCAAAACAGCUCCUAGCAUGUCAUCACUGCAGCUGAUGAGCAUUUUUACUAUGUAAACACAUGGCUAUGACUUAUCACUGAAAAAAAUUAACUGCACAGGAAACUUCAUUCUUUGUUUACUUUUAGGUGUUUUUGAGAAGACUAGUUUUUAAAAUCUAGUUAUAAUACUAAAGUCCAUUUAGAAUUAUUUGGCUAGCAUUUAGCUCAGGUUCUCAAACUGGGGAUUGGGACCCCUCAGGGGGUCACAAGGUUAUUACAUGGUGGGGUUGCAAGCUGUCAGCCUCCACCCUAAACCCCGCUUUGCCUCCAGCAUUUAUAAUGGUGUUAAAUAUAUUUUAACAUUUGUUUUCAAUUUGUAAGGGGAGGGGUCGCACUCAGAGGCUUGCUGUGUGAAAGGCGGGAGGGGGGUCACCAGUACAAAAGUUUGAGAACGCCUGAUUUAGCUACUACUUUACAUGGCUGACAGCUUUACACAAAAGCAACUAUUUACAAUUUUAUCCUAUGUACAGUUUUACAAAAAUAGUAAUUAAUACAUAUAUAAAAUUAUUAGAGAGAUGAUGUUAGUGUAUGCAAAAUAGUUCUUGACUGACUAUAGUUAGCAAAGCAACUUUUACACUUGCCCAUUCCAAAUUGUAAAGUGAGGUGGUGGAGUCUAGACCUAACUUUGCAGAUGAUUGUGUUUAAAACUAAUUUAAAAAAAGAAGAGCCCUGUGGCUGAUGAUGAUUUUCACCUUUGCAAUUAAAGCAUAUUGGAAUUUAGAAGUCUAAAAAGAACCAUGGUAUUUCUCUGACUGAGAAAUCUAGUGGAAAUGUCUGAUUUUUUUUGUAACUCAGUGAACAAAUACACUUCAAUGCUGUAUAUUUUUGCUAACUUUGUUCAUUUAUGUGGUAAGCUACAAUAUACUAUCAACUUAAAUUUUUAACAGUGAAUCUUAAUAAUGAGACUUUGCUAUGGGUCUGUACCAUUAAAUCUCUGCUGAUACACUGGAAGACACUAUCAGUUUUGAUGUGGAGUUCUACUGUGUUCAUUAAGUUACAUAGAAUUUGGCUUAUACCAAAUAUACUAACACUUCAGUUUCAUGUACGAACAGGACUUGGUAGGAUAUGUUUUCUACAGAAGGAGAAUCAAGAGAGCUGUUACACCUGUUUCGGACACCAUUACAAAGAAGUCAAACAUCCAUCUGUUUGAAAUUUAGAAGAUUACAAUUUUUGUCUAGAUAAAAACAGCUUUUCCUAUGCUGCAAGAACCUCAUAUCGUUUGUGUAGUCAGAAGUUUCUUCUUCAACUAAGUUUUAGUGCUCAAUGUCAGUUUUGAUUUUGUACAUUUUUAAUUGCAGCAGUAUAAAACUAAUCGUUCCCAAGUUACAUACUUAUUUAAAUAUUACUUUUUCUAUUCAGAAAAAAUGCUGAAGGAAGGGGAGGGUGUGGAAUUGACUUAAUUGCUCACUGUAAAAGGGGGGAAAAAGGGAAGAUAAAUAGUAUCCCUUUGAGAUAAACAGCCUUGGCACUUUAACACUAGCUGAAUAAACGGAUUAGUUCACAAAUGAAGUUUCCUCACAGAUCUGACACUGAACUCUAAAGUAUGAAAAGGAGCAUUAUUUUUAAAUUAGUGAAUUUAUUCUAUUGAUCAUUGUAACUAACUGGGAGAAAUACUCCAUUGUAAGUUUAAUACAAAUCAGUUUACUGCAAUUCA